CAUUGUGUGGUGUAACCUGUCUCCUGCUCGACAGAGGGAGCGGAGAGUUGGUUAACAGAGUGGAUCAGAGACGCUGUGAGGACUAGUGAGCCUUUUAUACAGCUGUCCGGAGGAGAGCUGCGGAGCCUGGAAACAUAUGAUCUGAGAAGGUGUGUCGUGUCCUCCUGUCUGCUGGUAUCAGAAAUGCAGUUCUCAUUCAGACCGAGUCUCUGCCUACUGGGCUUGGUUCUCAUCUCUCUGUUUCCUCAGCCAGCGCGGGGCCAAGUUUCAUCACCACGAAGGUUUCGUGCCAAAGUCCUGAGCCCCACCAAACUGCAAGUGUUGUGGAAAGAACCAAAAGGAGAGUUUGAAAGCUACAAAGUCAUUUACACCACUCAACCAGGUGGACAGCAGGAGGUGGUUCAGGUGUCAAGGGGGGAAGCAAAACUCCUCAUUGAGGACUUUGACCCCUCUAAAGAAUACAACUUUAAGAUCAUUGCUCUCAAUAGAGGAAAGGAGAGCAAACCUCUUCAGGCCAAACAUGAAGCUCAGCGAUCAGGUGUCGAGAUGGUUCAGUCCCAGAGGAGAAACGACAACGGAGUCACAGAGGAGAACAACGAGAUCUCAGAAGAUGAAGAGGGGUUCAUGUGUAAGACUCCAGCCAUAGCUGACCUUGUGAUUCUGGUCGACGGCUCCUGGAGUAUCGGUCGCAUCAACUUCAGGCUGGUCAGGACGUUCUUAGAGAAUCUGGUCCGGGCCUUCACUGUGGAGUUCGACAAGACCAGGAUUGGCUUGGCUCAGUACAGCGGAGACCCCAGGAUUGAGUGGCAUCUGAACGCUCACACCACCAAAGACUCUGUGAUCGAUGCUGUGAAGAACCUGCCGUAUAAAGGAGGAAACACACUGACAGGUUUGGCUCUGACCUUCAUCCUGGAGAACAGCUUCAAACCAGAGUCUGGAUCCAGACCCGGCGUUCCCAAGAUAGGAAUCCUCAUCACUGACGGGAAGUCUCAGGAUGAUGUGAUACCCCCGGCGCAGAGCCUCAGGGAAGCUGGGAUAGAGCUGUUCGCCAUCGGUGUGAAAAACGCUGACGAGAACGAGCUGAAGGCCAUCGCCUCUCCUCCCGAGGAGACUCACGUCUACAACGUGGCCGACUUCAGCGUGAUGAGCGACAUCGUGGAAGGUCUGACUAAGACCGUCUGCGACCGAGUGGAGCAGCUCGACAAGCAGCUCAAAGGGGGAGAACCCGCCCCCCCGCCCACCUCUGUAGCUCCUCCCCGCGACCUGGUGACGUCUGAGAUCACGGCUCGCAGUUUUCGGGUGACAUGGACCCAUGCACCGGGCCAGGUGGAGAAGUACCGCGUGGUCUACUACCCCGCCAGUGGAGGACAGCCAGAAGAAAAAGUGGUUCAGGGCACGGACAACGGCGUGGAGCUGAACUACCUGAACUCUCUGACCGAGUACCAGGUGGCCGUAUUCGCCGUCUACCGCAGCUCCGCCAGUGAGGCCCUGAGAGGAAGUGCCACCACAUUGGCCCUGCCCACGGUGAAUGACCUGGAGCUGUUCGAUAUCACUCACAGCACCAUGAGGGUCCGCUGGAGGACCGCUGCCGGGGCUUCUGGGUACAUGAUCCUUUACGCCCCGCUGACCGAGGGAGACCCUGCAGAUGAGAAGGAGGUGAAGGUGUCAGACUCGGUGAAGGAGGUGGAGCUUGAGGGAUUGACUCCGGACACCGAGUACACAGUGACGGUUUACGCCAUGUACGGAGAGGAGGCCAGCGACCCCAUGACCAGCCAGCAGACCACACUGCCACUGACCGCGGCAAAGAACCUGCGUUUCUCAGACGUGGACCACAGCUCCGCCCGCCUCACAUGGGACUCCGCCUCCAGGAAGGUCAAAGGAUACCGCGUCAUGUACGUCAAGACCAACGGAGUCCAAACCAAUGAGGUGGAUGUUGGCCGUGUGACCACCUGGUUGCUAAGAAACCUGACCUCCUUGACCGAGUACACAGUUGGUGUUUUUGCCAUCUAUGAUGAAGGACAAGCUGAGGCUGUGACUGACAGCUUCACUACAAAGACUGUCCCAGACCCGCUGGAUCUGAGGAGCAGUGACAUCUCCACAGACAGCUUCAGGGUGUCAUGGCAACACCCGGCCUCUGAUGUGGUGCUGUACCGCCUCACCUGGACACCCACUGAUGGAGGAGACAGCGAGGAGGCAAUGUUGAAUGGGAAUGUUAACAGCUACCUGAUAACAGGACUCAGCCCCAACACAGAGUACGAAGUCCUCCUGGCUGCCACCUAUGGAAAUGAGGUGGAGAGUGAUGAGGUCAUCCUCAUAGAGUCCACUGUUGAAAGAACAACCACUGUUGCUACGACAACCACCACCACAGCAGCUCCUCGUUACGGGGUGAGGAACAUGAGGAUUGAUGAGGAGACCACCUUCAGUAUGCGGGUGUCCUGGCAGGCUGUCGACUUCAGAAACGUCCGACACUAUCGACUGAACUACAUCAGCGCCAGGGGAGACCGAGCAGAGGAGACGAGGACGGUGCCCACUGGGCAGAGCAGCCUGGUUCUGCAGCCUCUUCUGUCCGACACCGAGUACAAAGUUAGCAUCACUCCUGUUUACCCUGAUGGAAACGGACCAACAGCAGCACGAAUGGGACGGACACUUCCUCUCUCAGCUCCUAAGAACCUGCGAGUGUCAGAGGAAUGGUAUAACCGCUUCAGGAUCAGCUGGGACGUUCCACCUUCACCCACCAUGGGCUACAGAGUCGUCUACCAGCCUCUAACUGCCCCCGGGCCAGCUCUGGAGACCUUCGUGGGGGAGGACGUGAACACCAUGCUGAUCGUCAACCUGCUGAGUGGGACGGAGUACAGCGUCAAGGUCAUCGCCUCCUACACCACUGGAUCCAGCGAAGCCCUGUCAGGGAGGGCCAAGACCCUGUACCUGGGGGUCACCAACCUGAGUGCCUAUCAGGUGAGGAUGACGGGUGUGUGCGCCCAGUGGCAGCUCCACCGACAUGCCGGCGCCUACAGAGUGGUAAUCGAGUCCCUGCUCAACGGUCAGAAGCAAGAGACGAAGCUGAGUGGAGGAGCCAGCAGACACUGUUUCAACAACCUGAAGCCCAACACUCAGUAUAAGAUCAGCGUGUACGCACAGCUGCAGGACGGGACUGAAGGACCUGCAGUCACGGUUAUUGAAAAGACACUACCCAUCCCGACCCCGGCGCCAACCAGGCCCCCCACCACCACCCCACUACCCACAAUCCCCCCAGCCAAAGAAGUCUGCAAGGCGGCCAAAGCAGACCUGGUCUUCCUGGUGGAUGGCUCCUGGAGUAUCGGUGAUGAGAACUUCCUGAAGAUUAUCCGCUUCCUGUACAGCACCAGCGGAGCUCUGGACAGGAUCGGGCCGGAUGGCACACAGGUGGCCAUGGUCCAGUUCAGUGACGACGCUCGGACUGAGUUCAAGCUGAACUCGUACAGCGACAAGGAGCGACUGCUGGACGCCAUCAACAAGAUUUCCUACAAGGGCGGAAACACCAAGACUGGUCGAGCUAUCCAGCAUGUGAAGGAAAACAUCUUCACGGUGGAGGGAGGAGUCAGGAGGGGAAUCCCCAAUGUCCUCGUGGUCCUCACAGAUGGCCGAUCCCAGGACGACGUCAACAAGAUUUCCAAGGAGAUGCAGAUGGAAGGUUACAUUGUGUUCGCCAUUGGCUUCGCUGACGCUGACUACGGCGAGCUGGUGAGCAUCGCCAGCAAACCCAGCGACAGACACGUCUUCUUCGUGGACGACCUGGACGCCUUCAAGAAGAUUGAAGAGAAGCUGGUGACCUUUGUGUGCGAAGCCGCCACCGCCACUUGUCCAUCUAUACCAAUGAGCGGAAGCACAACACCAGGUUUCCGUAUGAUGGAGCUGUUUGGGCUGGUGGAGAAUCGGUACAGCAGCAUGUCUGGCAUUUCCAUGGUACCUGGCACCUUCAACACCUUCCCCUGUUUCCACUUGCACAGUGACGCACUUCUGGCUCAGCCAACCAGGUACAUCCACCCUGAGGGGCUUCCCUCCGACUACACCAUCACCCUGCUGUUCAGACUGCUGCCCAACACUCCAGAGGAGCCCUUUGCCCUCUGGGAGAUCCUCAACAAAAACAACGAGCCGCUGGUGGGAGUCAUCCUGGACAACGGAGGGAAGACUCUGACGUUCUUCAACAACGAUUACAAAGGAGAGUUUCAGACGGUGACCUUCGAAGGGCCAGAAAUCAAAAAACUCUUCUACGGCAGCUUCCAUAAGCUUCACAUUGCGAUCAGCAAGACGAGCGCCAAAGUGGUGAUCGACUGUAAGAUGGUGGCCGAGAAAACGAUCAACGCAGCGGGAAACAUCACCACUGAUGGACUGGAAGUUUUGGGCCGGAUGGUCCGCUCCAGAGGGAACAAGGACAACUCUGCGCCGUUCCAGCUCCAGAUCUUUGACAUCGUCUGCAGCACUUCAUGGGCCAACAGAGACAAGUGCUGCGAACUUCCUGGUCUGAGGAAGGAGGUAGACUGCCCGGCCUUGCCCAAAGCCUGCACCUGCACCCAGGACAGCAAAGGCCCUGCUGGCCCUGCUGGACCACCAGGAGGCCCAGGAAUCAGAGGAGCCAGAGGUGAUCGCGGAGAGCCAGGCCCGGUGGGGCCGACUGGUCCAGUAGGCGAUACAGGUGUACCAGGACCUCAGGGACCCCCAGGGCCACAAGGACCCAGUGGACGCUCCAUCAUUGGACCCCCAGGUGCACCAGGAGAGAGAGGGCAGAAAGGUGACGCCGGACAACAAGGAGCACAGGGAGUUCCAGGUAGAGCCGGAGCUCAAGGCAGAGAGGGACCCUCAGGACAAAGGGGAAUGCCAGGCAAGGACGGCCCACCGGGCAGAGAGGGCCCCACAGGAACUAUCGGAACUCCAGGAGCCCCCGGGGCUCCAGGAAGUACAGGCCCUCCAGGAAAACAGGGAGAACUGGGACCUCCGGGUCCUUCUGGAGGCAAGGGGGAGAAAGGUGAACGGGGUGACCUCCAGUCGACGGCUUCAGUUCAGGCCAUCGCCAGGCAGGUCUGUGAGCAGCUGAUCCAAAGCCACAUGGCGCGCUACAACUCCAUCCUGAACCAUGUACCAAGUCCACCAGUGUCCAUCCGCACUGUGCCAGGACCCCCCGGAGAGCCGGGUCGACAGGGAAAUCCAGGGCCCCAGGGAGAACAGGGACCCCCAGGAAGACCUGGCUUCCCGGGACAGAACGGACAGAACGGGCAACCUGGAGAAAGAGGUCAAACAGGAGAGAAGGGUGAGAAGGGAUCUCAAGGGGCCGGAGUCCAAGGCCCCAGAGGACCUCCAGGACCCCCUGGUGCUCAAGGACAGGGCAGACCCGGCAGCCACGGUCCAUCAGGGCGACCCGGGAAUCCUGGGUCCGCUGGUCGGCCGGGGGUCCCUGGACCCGUUGGCCCCGCAGGGCCUCCGGGAUACUGUGACCCGAACUCCUGUGUGGGCUAUAACGUCGGAGAGGGUGAGGAUGUCACUCACGGCGGUGCUGUCCCCGCAGUCCAACUGCCGUCGAACGUCUUCCAGAACUACGGCGAGGUUGAGGAGGACGACCCGUACCGCUACUACCAGCCCAACUACCCGGCCCCGCAGCCCGUGUCGCCCGACGACCCCGCGCUCGCCCUGGACGACAUCGAGCUGAGGUCCCCCGGCAUCCACCGCGCCUCACGGAGCGUGGAGGGGGAGGAGGAGAGAGUCGGGCCGAAGAGGAGACUAAAGAGAGGAGCGAAGACGCUGCCGGGACUAACUAACUGAAAGGAGGUGAUUGGAGGAAGGAGGGCCGCUCGCUGUUUCUGAUUGGACGGUUUGGAGCCGUUAUGGACUAAUCAACAAGUGCCUGAUGUAGAGGAUUUCUUAUGGACAUUGUAGAGGGGAGGGGGUGGGGGUAUCAGGUUGGGACUAUUUUAACUCAUCUAUGCUAUUGAAAACAGUUUCAUAUUGUUUUGCUUUGUUUUUGUCUCAGUAGAGACAGUUGUUGAAAAAUGGGUUGAGCUACAACUGGUUUAUAUUUCAGUUUGCUUUUUGUCCAAGCUCGUCUCUGUGUGUUACAGGUGAAGUGUUUCUGUCACACUCCAGUUUCUAACACAUGUCGUCAUCAAACUGAGUGGAGAACGGCAGCCAGUCCCGUCCUACUGUCUGUUAUUGACUUGGUUGGUUUAAGUGCCUCAGAGUCGUCCGGAGGAAAUUUUAAAAGUGAUAAUGAGCAGGUGUAAUAAUUCAGUGCAACACUAGAAACCUACGAGCAUUUAUCCUCAGAGACACGCUCACAUUACAGCAAACUAACAAGCAGCACUUCAUGUUUUAUUUCAACCACUUAGCCAGCAGCUUCACAUACGCAACGAGCAGGAAAACACAACCUGCACAAAACACAAUAAAUACUAAUGUGAUAUACAACAACUACCAUAUUCAACCCCUCACAGUCCGAGGAAGCGACUGACAGAUCUUCUGCCAGACCCAGCUGUUGCUUCACAACGGCCUCUGACACACAGCUACCUACAGUACAGCACAAACAUGAUCAUGACACAUGAUCUUUUAUCUCAGUAAACAAACAGAUGAUCCGACUGAAAAACACCCACUGAUUUUUGACAGAGCAAAACAACAGAAAGCAAAGUGAUUUCACCUGAACUCUGACUGAACAAGUUUCUGUUUAUUUGUUUGAAAGGCUCCAGGUUCUAAAAAAACAAAACAAAACAAAAAAACAGAUAUUUAUGUAAAGUUUUGCAUGUUUUUUUUGUUUUUUUUAAUUAACCGUGUGAUUUAUCAUUUCUUUUAAUCUCAUAGAUCCAUAGACACAUUUUACUGUCACAUAUAAAGAUAUUUUUUAGUUUUUCCCUCAGACAUACGCAGUUAUUGUUACAGUGUUAAGCUCAUACUAAUGUUGCUCUGGAUUUGAAAAGGUUGAUGAAAAGAAACAAGUUGUAAAGAGAAAGAAAAACAGCUUCAUGUGAGAGAGUUGUUGUUUCUUUGUAAAUGUGUUGUUGUUUUUGUCGUCAGGUGUCUGGAUGUUGUCGUCACUGCAGAGGUUGUCAGACGGGCAGAAAGAAAAUUGAGUUUGAUAGUUUAGACUGACAGCUGUUUCCCGCUCUGUGUUUUUUCUUCUUUUGUUUUUGUUCCAUCUUUGGAUUGAUCUGCCUCCGUUUGUAACAUUUAUCAUUAAGAUCAUUUAAUUUAAGCUGCCAUCUGUUCCAGGACAUGACUCUCUGGGUCUCAGUUACUCAUUUUUCAUCUUUCAUGCAUAAACUAGAAACUGAUUUGAAAAACAGAAUCACUGCGGCGCGCAGCUUCUGUUUGAAGUUGUCUUGUGUUUGAUUGCAUUCAUGCAUUCAAUUUCUUACAGCUGGAGAUCAGUUAUAUGAACGGAAGGCCAGGUAUUUGGAAGAGGGUGUGCGUCAUUUAUUCACCCUCAAAUGUAUUUUCUUUUUCUAAUUUGGCCAAAAUUCAAGCUCAUUUCAACUUCUCCAAAUAUCUCGUACCUUCUCAGUCCGGUUUCUGAGGCCUUCAGGUCUGUGAGGAGCUCAGAACAAAAACAGGCCUCAGUGUUUGAGAUUUCCUUCUACACCUCUGACCAGGAUGUUUAAAGAAUAAAAUCAAGGAAGUAAUUUAUUUUUUACUUGGUAUUGAUUUUCUCAGAACAAUAAAACUGAAGUACAACUGUA
This is a messenger RNA of Seriola aureovittata, 7694 nucleotides long. RefSeq names its product collagen alpha-1(XIV) chain-like. The record is from RefSeq and is a predicted model, not a curated record. Gene Ontology annotation, molecular function: protein binding. Bases 184 to 5793 code for a protein of 1869 amino acids. NCBI's taxonomy places the organism in Eukaryota, Metazoa, Chordata, Actinopteri, Carangiformes, Carangidae. The transcript is spliced from 48 exons. Gene Ontology annotation, cellular component: interstitial matrix.